AUGGGUAAGAAUAAAAAGAAUAGCGUUCCAGGUGAAGAGCACCUUGUCUUACCACUUCACCCAUACACCGAGGCUGCUGCUACCCCAGCAUCCAUCACUCCCAUCGUCGAUACCCACACCCAUCUCCUCUCGACAUUCUCUGCUUACCGACAGAAAUAUAAGUUUGCCAAGCAUGAAGAUGUCUUUGCUUUCGUGAAGGGAUUAUACAGUGGUCGCAAUAUUGAGGCUAUCAUAGACGUAUGGUGUGAGGCUCCAGUGCAGGCUGCUUGGAAGGAGCUCGCAGAUUCGGCCUUGACUGCCCAUGAUAGAGAAGUGAAAUGGGCUGGGGUUGAGUAUUGGUUCGUCAUGGGUAAGCUUCCCGUUGUUAACUUAAAACUUCACCAAGCCAAAGAAUAUAACGACGAAGUAGAAGCCUCCAUCUUAGAGGCGAUGACCCACCCGCGAUGCGUUGGAUGGGGCGAGAUUGGUCUCGAUUAUCACUAUGAUAAUUCACCUCGAGAUAUUCAGCAGACUGUAUUGAUUCGCCAACUGCGACAAGCCAUUAAAUUGGGAAAGCCUUUGACAAUUCAUACAAGAGAGGCUGAAGAAGAUACCGAGAGGAUUUUGAAACAAGAAGUUCCUCGAGACCAUAAGAUACACGUCCACUGCUAUACAGACUCGCCAGAGCUUGCCCAAAGGUUACUCGAACACUUUCCAAAUCUUCAUAUCGGUGUGACAGGGGUUAUCACUUAUUCAACGAAUCUCAAUACAUCUGCCCUCGUUCGACAGAUGUCCGGACAGCCCAAUACACUUCGAAUCCUAUUGGAGACAGAUGCCCCCUUCAUGAUCCCAUCAAACCUUUAUCCUUCACUCUCAGCCGUGAAAGGCCGACUACCACUUUGCCAUACUGCAAUGAUCCCUUGGGUGGCUGAAUAUGCUGCAAACGUCGCUGGUGGUAGUUGGGAUACAACUAAGAUCAUGCAUCAGGCAAGAGAAAACGCGAGAUUGGUUUAUGGAAUAUAG
Molecule: messenger RNA, 1002 nt
Organism: Serpula lacrymans var. lacrymans S7.9
Lineage: Eukaryota; Fungi; Basidiomycota; Agaricomycetes; Boletales; Serpulaceae
Exons: 5
Coding region: 1-1002 (333 amino acids)
Molecular function (GO): hydrolase activity, acting on ester bonds
Source: RefSeq, a predicted model, not a curated record